CCGGACCUCGGACGCCAGGCUGCUGGUACUGGGUGUUUCUUGUUGUUUGGAAAUGGUUGGACGUUGGAUGUGUUUUUUUGGGAACUGCACAAGCUACAGGGUAUAUGUAUGAAAGGAUAUGAAGGUGACAUUGACCAAUUGAUAGGCUUCCGGUUUGGGCAGAGGUUCCGCCAAGACCUUUUGUGGUUUGUGAGUCUAGCUGUGGUUUGUAGCACCAGUUUUUGAUGACAUUGGCUCAAGCAAGAUUUGGCUAUAGCACCCUGUGUUCUGCCACGGGCCAUGGAGAAGCCAAUUUCAUCCAGUGUCGUCUUGAAGAGAACUCGGGAAAGGUCAUGAAGGGCACGAAGAUGAAGGCCAUGAAGGUUGACAGUGUUGGCAGUUCGCUGACAGUGAAGGGUAAAUAAAGCCAAGGCCAACGCCAGGAAACCGGCGGCCAAGGCGGAGAAAGAUCCCAAAGAGGAGGCCAUUUGGAUGUGCCAGCAGCUUUCGGAUGGAAAGUUAAAUCCUGAAAGUCUUAAGCGAGGCUAUGUACUUCUUAGGAAUGCGGCCAACAAAUGGGUGAAUUUGCCCCAAAUUCAGAAGCUCGUGAAAGAUUUGAAGCAACCGACUGAGAAUUGGUAUCACUUGAUGUUCGCACAUGUGUGCGGCUUCAUGAUUGAUAAUCUGAUAGCAGUAUGCAGUAUGCUUGAAGAGGAUUGGGUGUACAAGAUCCUUUUCUCAGAUGAGAAAGACAAGCACUUCUUCUCUUGUGGCGUGGAGCACGGCCAUUUCAUUAGAGCUGGAGCCGAUCAAUUCUUGGAGUUCUCGAGAGCCUACAAAGUUAGUGAUUUUGAGGCUGCUAUCAAGUGUGAAUCUUCUCACAUGAAGUUGCUGGAAAACUUGUUGGUCAAGUUUGUACACCUGCGAGAGGAGGUGGAGUUGCCACGCUUGGGCCUCACCUUCCGUGCGCCAGACGAGCGAACCAGCAAGUCGGCGGCUGAGCGCCCGCGCGGGGUUCCCGCCCUGCGCUGCGACCAGUAUGGCGGGUUGAAGGCGACGGUGUGGGCGACAGUGGGCGACCGGGGAAAAAUGGAGGAUCCCAAAGAGUUCCCAAAUGUGCUGGGUGAGCGGAGUGUCCACAACCAGAAGGGCUUGCAGAGGCUGGUCGGUCGGCGUGGAGCGUGGCGGUUGGUGCGGCCGGUGGCGUUGGGGCGGGUGCUGUCACCGGUGACACCUGGUGACACCGUGUCUUUGUUGAGAGUGUCCGGGAAUCAUGGUGUGAAGGCAAACCCAGUCUAG
This is a messenger RNA of Durusdinium trenchii, 1278 nucleotides long. The record is from the annotation of a GenBank genome assembly. Lineage: Eukaryota; Dinophyceae; Suessiales; Symbiodiniaceae.